Scatophagus argus is the source of this 1544-nucleotide messenger RNA. RefSeq lists its product as uncharacterized. Bases 243 to 1109 code for a protein of 288 amino acids. NCBI's taxonomy places the organism in Eukaryota, Metazoa, Chordata, Actinopteri, Scatophagidae. The transcript has 4 exons. The record is from RefSeq and is a predicted model, not a curated record.
UAUGACUUUAUGUGUAAAGAUAAAUAUUAGAACAGCCAGAAUACAGUUCAGAAAAUGAUAUCACUUUAAAGUUUAGCCCUCAAAUAUCUUUUUUCUUCUUUUAAAAGAAAGAAUCAGUUAACACAUUUAGAAGUGGAUUUUACUUUGUAUUUUGUACUGGGUACUGGACUUGUUACUCUGUUUGUCCUCCAGCUCCAGUGUCAAAGCCUGCUGUGUCUCAGACGUGUCUGUCACCAGAACAGAUGAUCAUCAGAUGCUCCUCUGAGGGAGAUGAAGUAGAGUUCACUUUGACCUUGGAUGGUCUCUUGCUGACAGAAACCAGAAACCACAGCCAGUCCCAGACAAACUGGACAGCAAACAUGAAGCCACUGGCUGGGAGUGAAGCUGAACACAAAGCCAGCAGUUCAAAUGUUACCAUCAGCUUACAUGGUCAAGUGACAGGAAGCUUGAAGUGUCAUGUUGGGAACAAAGUCAGCAGAGACGAAACAGUCGUUCACCUGACAAGCUGUGAAGGUUCAGUGUCAAAGCCUGCUCCAGUGUCAAAGCCUGCUGUAUCUCAGACGUGUCUGUCACCAGAACAGAUGAUCAUCAGCUGCUCCUCUGAGGGAGAUGAAGUAGAGUUCACUUUGACCUUGGAUGGUCUCUUACUGGUGCAGACCAGAAACCACAGCCAGUCCCAGACAAACUGGACAGCAAACAUGAAGCCACUGGCUGGGAGUGAAGCUGAACACAAAGCCAGCAGUUCAAAUGUUACCAUCAGCUUACAUGGUCAAGUGACAGGAAGCUUGAAGUGUCAUGUUGGGAACAAAGUCAGCAGAGACGAAACAGUCGUUCACCUGACAAGCUGUGAAGGUUCCAUUUCUCACUUGUCUCUCUUGGCUGUGGCUGUGAUCGUGAGUGUUGUCACUCUGCUUCUGCAGGCGGCUUUUUUUCUUUGCAUCAAACAUUUAAACUCGAAAACAAGACCAACGACUGCCAGUGAAGUUCUUUCAGACAACUCUGAAGAUGAAAAUGUCCACUCAGACGUGAGGGCGAAGAAGAAAGCCAAACCAACCCAACCCGACCCACAUUUAACAGUUUGCUAUUAUCAUGUGAUAUUUGACUAUUGAACAUAUCGACUGUACGUUUGUACAUCAUCAGCAGACAGCAGCAGCACUUCCUUCAGUAACAAUGCCUUUUGUGUUUUUAUUUUUCAGUGGCCUAUGUAGCUACAUAGCCUGUCCUUCAGAGUCUAAUUUUAAGCUUGCUGAAGAGCCUUUAUGUAACCAUGCAGACUUAAAAAAAAAUCUAUUUCACACAUUAAGUUUUGUGUAGGUGUUGUAUUGAGAUAAAUGCUACCCUACCCAUAUAUCACUUUACAUUUUUCACAGUGAACUCAAUGCCGAAAACUGUGACAUUAUUUUUUUAAAGCACCCAUGCAUUUGUUUGUCAUGCUGUAUGUAGAUUUUACAAUAUUAUAUAAUUAUCAUUCAAUUCGCACAAUACAGAAGCCCACAGUAGGAAUUAUGGUCAUACAAAUAAAAAUGUAUCAACAGUUUAAUCAG